Messenger RNA from Mizuhopecten yessoensis (Yesso scallop), 3345 nucleotides. RefSeq names its product ATP-binding cassette sub-family D member 2-like. Gene Ontology annotation, molecular function: ABC-type transporter activity; long-chain fatty acid transmembrane transporter activity; ATP hydrolysis activity. The transcript is spliced from 11 exons. Gene Ontology annotation, biological process: very long-chain fatty acid catabolic process; peroxisome organization; long-chain fatty acid import into peroxisome. Gene Ontology annotation, cellular component: peroxisomal membrane. The record is from RefSeq and is a predicted model, not a curated record. Bases 70 to 2328 code for a protein of 752 amino acids. Lineage: Eukaryota; Metazoa; Mollusca; Bivalvia; Pectinida; Pectinidae.
UCCAACAUGGACGGAAGUGUUACUGAGUUGAGGAGGAGACACUGUGUAUUUAUGAUGUAUGGCGUUUAGAUGACCGAUGAAAGUGUGACAAUGUCGAAAUUUCUGUAUUUAGCAAACAAACAAAACAUUACUCGGAAAAACAUAGCGGCAGCUGCAGUCGUGUGUUUAGUUGCAGGCUAUGGAGCUAAAAAAUGCUGCCCGGAGAUGAAGAAAGCUCUUGGAAGGCUUCUUGGAAAUGGCGAUUCCACCGACAAAGAGAAAACAUUGUCACUGAACAAAAGUUAUCGGGAAGCACAAGGGAAAGCAAAGAAGUCUACACCCACCGUCAACAAAAGAUUUUAUAAGCAAUUAAGAUACCUAUUGAAAAUCGUUAUUCCCGGACUUUGGACCAAAGAGUUCGGGAUAUUGACAGUUCACACACUGACACUGAUAGUGCGAACGUUCUUGUCAAUAUACGUGGCAACAUUAGAUGGCCGAAUAGUACAAACAAUAGUCAAAAGGGAUGUGAAAAGUUUUCUUCUUAGACUCACUGAGUGGCUCCUGAUUGCGAUUCCUGCAACAUUUGUCAAUAGUCUUAUACGUUUUCUUGAAUGUAAAUUAGGAUUAGCACUCCGAACACGACUAGUCGAUCAUGCCUACAAAUUGUAUUUUAGAAAUCAAACUUACUACCGAGUUGACAAUUUGGACAGCCGUCUGGCUAAUUCUGACCAGUGUCUCACAGAUGACAUCACAAUGUUCACUCAAUCGCUUGCUCAUCUUUAUUCCCACCUAACAAAGCCUCUACUUGAUAUAGCGUUAAUCACCUUCACUUUGUACUCACAAGCUAGCCACCGUGGAGCAAGCUCCAAGUAUCCAUCCAUGUUAGCUUCUAUUGUCAUAUUUUGUACGGUUCACAUUUUGAGAAUUGUGUCUCCCAAAUUUGGCAAGUUGGUAGCAGAGGAGGCAAAGCGCAAAGGUUACCUACGCUAUGUACAUUCAAGAGUCAUUGCGAAUGCAGAAGAGAUUGCUUUCUAUGGAGGUCACAAGAUUGAGCAGAACUUAUUGCAGACAAGCUACAGACAUUUAGCAAAACAAAUGGAUGUUAUUUUCAAAACCAAACUUUGGUACAUCAUGUUGGAGCAGUUUUUGAUGAAGUAUGUCUGGAGUGCUAGCGGACUAGUAAUGGUGGCUAUUCCUAUCAUAUCUGCGACUGGAGGAGGCAAACGCACUGAUGGUAGUCACGUAGAUGAUGACCCAGAUGGGGGAGUGGGAGAGAGGACAAAGGCCUUCACUACUGCAAGGAACCUCCUCAUCAACUCCGCAGAUGCUACUGAAAGGCUGAUAUCUUCAUACAAGGAGAUCACAGAGCUUGCCGGAUACACAUCCAGAGUUUCUGAUAUGAUAGAGGUAUUUGAAGAUGUUGGCUCAGGAAAAUAUCAGAGAAACACUGUCACUAAAGUGGGAAAAACAGUAGCUCUGGACCAUGUUAGCGAACCUCUGGAAAUCAAAGAUUCUACAGCAAAACCCUGUUACCAUGGUGAAGUUGUGGAUACAGAAUCAACAAUAGACAUUCAGAACUUGCCAAUCAUUACACCAAAUGGGGAUGUCAUUGUAGCUAACCUCAACCUGAAGAUUGAGAAAGGAACGCAUUUGUUGAUCACUGGACCAAAUGGGUGUGGCAAGUCAUCUCUGUUCCGUAUACUCAGUGGAUUGUGGCCAGCAUAUGGUGGGAAACUCCUCAAACCCCCACCCAGCACAAUGUUUUACAUUCCUCAAAGGCCCUACAUGUCUCUAGGAACCUUCCGUGACCAGGUGAUCUAUCCUGACACUCUGGAGGAAAUGGUAACCAAAGGUUAUACCGAUUCAGACCUGGAGAAAGUCCUAGAUAUUGUCAAUCUAAGACCGAUAGUCGACAGAGAAGGAGGAUGGGAUGCUCACGGGGAUUGGAAAGAUGUGUUGUCUGGUGGAGAGAAACAGAGAAUGGGAAUGGCUAGGAUCUUCUACCACAAACCUCAUUUUGCACUCCUGGAUGAAUGUACCAGUGCUGUGUCUAUUGAUGUGGAGAGCAAGAUCUACCAGACCGUGAAGGAUUCUGGUAUCUCCCUGAUGACAAUCACACACAGGCCGUCACUCUGGAAAUUCCACACCCACCUCCUGCAGUUUGAUGGGGAGGGAGGAUGGAGAAUGGAAGAACUUGACUCCAAUACCCGCCUGACUCUUAACGAGGAGAAACAGCGUCUAGAGACCCAACUUGCAGGAUUGCCAAAAAUGCAGCACCGACUGCAGGAGCUGUGUGGCAUGCUAGGGGAAGACUCUGUACUGUUGGAGAAGGAAGAAGAGUCUGACUGACCAAAUAGGGACAGGGAGAGCACCCCUCAGAUUUGAAACAAAAUUUUUAUUAGUCAUAUCAAAAACCAAUGCAAAGUUGUUGAAUUAUAGACAUUUGUCCAGAAUUUGAUGAAGUGUCAGACGUGUUCAGAACAUUCAGUGUUGUUGGUGCACUUUUUAUGUGAUAGUAGAUACAUAGGGUAUUUUAAAUCCUUUGAAACACUUGUAUUCAUUUAACAGUAUUAUUGUUGUGAACAAAUGGUAUUUCAUGAGUAGAUUUUUUUGUUUGAUUGUAGACUGUUUUAAGCUAUGAAGUCUGAAAGGUUGUUAUAAAUGUAUAAUCCAUAUACAGUGGAUUGUCAGUAACCCAUCCACCUUUAGCCUCGGCAAAUAAUGCUGAAUUGUGAGAUGGCUAGAUGAAUGGGUCAAUAUGCAUAGCACAAGGCCAGUCUGAUCCCUUAAACACGGGCUGGAUAUUGGGACAACCAUUUGAGUGGUGACUGGAGUGACAGUGCCCCCAUGUUUAUGGUCUACACCACAGGAUACUUUUUGUUUUUGCAUCAUGUCGGGUUGUAAGGAGAAGUAAGAUCUUCUGCAUGUCACACAUUAAUUCACAGUAGAUAAAGAAGGCUCAAAUGCAAUAUUCCAUGCCAACCUCUUGCCAAACACUUCCAUUGGUGAAGUGUCCGGUACAAAGAGGUCAAUACUUGUAUAUCACUGAUCUCGACAAAAUUACUUCAUAAACUUGAUGUAUUUCCAGAGGUAAAUUGAUUAUAUAAUAUUUUCACAUUAAUUUGCUAAAAGGUUAGAAAACUAAAACAAUUAAAUUGGAAAAUUAGACAAUUAAAUGGGAAAAAAAAUCAAAAUAGCAAGGUCCCAUGCAGGGUGUAAAAAUGAACAUCCCACAAGGACACUUUAUUAGAGGGUAAAUGUGUGACAGUUCUGACAAAAUUGGGACAUUUGACAGGUAUUUGCAAGUAUAUCUGCAUUAUAUCUGCAUGAUUUUCACUAUUUUAUAAAAAAAAAAAAAUGAAAAAU